GCUAAGGUUUUUUUUUCUUCUUCGGUAGCUCACGUGCGUUACCAUGAUGUAAACAUGCGACAUAAGACGAUUUUUAGUUAAACACGUUUCUAACACGAAUUUGGUUUAUCUGGGCGAGUCGCAAAGCUAAAUUAUAUCUAAUAAUUAAUUUAUCUUGGUGUAUGAGCUAACUUUUAGCCAUGCCAGCGCAAACUUUAUUUGUCGCUUCUCUGCCUGUUUCUGCUUCAAAUCAGCGUCUGGAGGAAAUAUUCUCUGAAAUCGGUCCCGUCAAGCAGUGUUUCGUGGUCAAAGAUCGAGGUUCAGAAAAAUGCCGGGGAUUUGGAUAUGUUACAUAUUCCUUGGAGGAAGAUGCACAGCGUGCCAUGAAGGAAAUAAAACAUUACGAUGGACAGAAGAUACUGCUGACAGUCGCAAAGAAGAAGAUGAAAGACAAAAGGAAGUCUGCACCAAAAGAACCACCUGCAGCUGCAAAGGGGAAUGAGCAGAAAUCCAAAGGAAUCAGGAAAAGCAUGCUGAAAGCUAAACUCAUUAUAAGAAAUCUCAGUUUUAAGUGUUCUGAAGAUGAUCUGAAGCAAAUAUUUUCCAAAUUUGGAGCAGUGCUUGAGGUCAAAAUUCCUCUCAAACCUGAUGGGAAGAUGCGAGGGUUUGCAUUUGUGUUGUUUAAAAGUGUGUCUCAGGCUGGGAAAGCUCUGAAUGCUAUGAACCUGAAGGAAAUUAAAGGUCGCCAGGUAGCGAUUGACUGGGCUGUACCAAAGGACAAAUAUGAAGCAACACAGAGCUCUUCCAGUCCAGCGAAUAAGAAUGUUGAGGAAAUUACUGUGAAAGAACCACAAACAAAAAGUGACGUAGAAGAAGAGGAGGACUCGUCAAAUGAAGCAUCACCUGCGAAGGAAAAGGUCAAAUUAAAACAAACUGAAAAGCACGUGAAGAAAUUUCAACCAGACGAUGAAGAGGACAGUGAAGAACAAACCAGUGAGGAGAAUGAGGAUGGAGAUAAAGAAACUGAUGAUGACAUCUCAGAGGAAGGAGACAACGAUGACAAAUGCGACCUUAGUUCAGAUGAUGAUGAUCAUGACGAAGAUGAGGAGGAGGACGAUGAUGAUGAUGAGGAGGAGGAUGAUGAUGAUGAAGAAGAGUCAGACAAAAAGAAACCCCCAAAGAAAACGUUUCCAUCAGAUGUGAAAGAAGGCAGAACAAUUUUCAUCAGGAACCUGGCGUUUGACACAGAGGAAGAAGACCUUGAGAAAGUUCUUCUGCAGUAUGGAGAACUUAACUACAUAAAGAUUGUUCUUCACCCAGACACUGAACAUUCGAAAGGUUGUGCAUUUGCUCAAUUUAAGACUAAAGAGGCUGCAGAGAAAUGCAUUGCUGAAGCGCAGGAUGAGAAAGGUGGCAUCCGUCUGGAUGGCAGAAAACUGUUGAUUGUGGCAGCAGUGAGCAGGGAGGACGCCACCAAACUAAAGGGCAACAAGGUCAAAGUAGAAACAGGCACAAGGAACUUAUACUUGGCCAGGGAGGGAUUUAUUCGUGCUGGAACCAAGGCUGCAGAGGGUGUUCCUGAAGCGGACAUGAUCAAGAGAGCCAGGUUUGAAGAAAUAAAAAGAACCAAACUCCGGGACCAAAACGUGUUUGUGUCAAAGAAUCGUCUGUGUAUCCAUAACCUGCCAAAAUCAGUGGACAAUAAGAAACUCAAAUCACUUUGUCUUCAAGCAUUGAAAGGGGCGAAGGGAGUUCGCAUUACAGAGUGCAGGGUGAUGUAUGAUAAGAGACCUGAGAAGGGACAAGUGAUGGGACAGUCUCUAGGUUAUGCCUUUGUCCAAUUCCAGGAGCAUGAACACACCCUCACUGCCCUUCGUUACCUGAACAACAACCCAGACAUCUUUGGUUCGCAUAAGAGACCCAUUGUUGAGUUCUCCCUGGAGGAUUCAAGAAAGCUCAAAAUGAAAGAAAUUAGGCAACAGAAAAAUAAGGAUUUUCUCCAAAAUAGGCCUUUAAAGGUUUUGGGAAAACCUCAGACUAAGACACCUGGAGAUACAAAAGGCCCAAGAAGUCAGGACCGAAAACGCAGACUACAAAUAAGAGUUGUUCCUCAGAAACAAAAACAGGACAGUCACUAUUCUGGGUUCCAGACUAUCACUGAAGUGGAACAUGUAGAGUUGAAUGAUGGCAAGAAACGGAGGAAAGUUUUACCUUUUCCCUCCCAUCGUGGAGCUAAGAUAAGAAUGCGUGACAAAGGAAAGCGACAGAACAUUCUACCCAAAAGAAAUCCGACCAGGUGCAAGAAGAAAGAGCAUCGAAGGCGGCCUUUGGAAAAGUCCAUACAGCCCAGAACCCAGAAGGCAAAAGCAGAAAGGGGGAAUUACCAGCGCAGGCAUGGAGAUCAUUUUGAAAGCUUGGUGGAGCAGUACAAGAAGAAACUAAUGGGUAGCAGCACCAAAAACACAAGUAUCAGAACAAACAAAUGGUUUGAUAAUUAAUUGUACAUUCAUGAGCGUGAUAUAUUGAGGGCGGUAUUUAUAAUGAGCAUAAAUUUAAUUAAAUAUGUGCUUAUUGGUUACCGUAACAUAUCUUGAUUCAAGUGACUGAAGUUAUAGAAACCAUCAUGGUUUUAGUAAAUCAGGUUUGUGUUAAAUUCUACAUUUUGUGGGUACACUAUUGUUGUUCUAUCAUUUUAUUCUGUAAAAUCUGCUUUCAUCAUGUGCUUAUUUUUUCCCCUUAUAAAAAUUUACUUUGUGAAGAUAGUUUCUUUUAUGUACACGAGGCUUCUACAAAUACAUUUUGUAAGCAAUUAAAUUUGUCUUGAUUUAUA
Molecule: messenger RNA, 2809 nt
Organism: Thalassophryne amazonica
Lineage: Eukaryota; Metazoa; Chordata; Actinopteri; Batrachoidiformes; Batrachoididae
Gene: rbm28
Product: RNA binding motif protein 28
Molecular function (GO): RNA binding
Source: RefSeq, a predicted model, not a curated record